This is a messenger RNA of Mytilus trossulus (common blue mussel), 575 nucleotides long. RefSeq lists its product as uncharacterized. The transcript has 3 exons. Gene Ontology annotation, molecular function: protein binding. The coding region runs from base 87 to 575 and encodes 162 amino acids. The record is from RefSeq and is a predicted model, not a curated record. NCBI's taxonomy places the organism in Eukaryota, Metazoa, Mollusca, Bivalvia, Mytilida, Mytilidae.
UAAAGGUGGCACUUGUAAAGUCGACAAAAACAGGCUUUAAGAUUACAUGGGAUAAUCCUGUAUUUCCAUCCGAAAAGCAUAUAGAAAUGUAUAAGCUUAUUGUAAACGGAAAAGAACGUGAUCUGUUUAAACCAGAUAUUGAAUGUAGUUGUACAUGGACGCCUAAACCUGAAGAAGAUUGUGAUGUGUAUACAUUUGCUGUAAUUGCAUAUAGUGUUAGUGGGACAGAGAGUAAAAGUGGUGAAGUGACAUGUAACAUGUUAAGAGCUCCUGUGCCUCCUCGUAAUAUAAAAGUUGAGAAUUAUCCGAAUGGAAUACAAUUGAUUUGGGAUCAUGCACAUACUCCGAAAUUACACUGUAUAAAACACUACACUAUUAACAUAAAGGAUAAUGGGAGGCAACCACUACCACCUGUGAUUGUUCAUUCACCUCAAAAGUCACAACUGAUCAGCAAUUUGAAACCAAAUAAUUGUUAUACCUUCGAAGUAAGCACUUGCUCUACAGAAAACUUUGAAGGCUUAUCUAGUGCUCCCAUCGAAAGUGAAACUGGCGAUACUACAGUCGAAUCACAUUGA